Caenorhabditis briggsae is the source of this 228-nucleotide messenger RNA. Bases 1 to 228 code for a protein of 75 amino acids. The record is from RefSeq and is a predicted model, not a curated record. The transcript is spliced from 4 exons. NCBI's taxonomy places the organism in Eukaryota, Metazoa, Nematoda, Chromadorea, Rhabditida, Rhabditidae.
AUGGAAACCAAAGAAUAUCAUAUUGGAAAGACUGUACCCGAAAUGAUUGCCACACUCGAAAAAUACGAUAAUGAAUGUAGAUGGGCUACUAAUGAUUCACGAAUUGCAAACUAUGACGAAACCGGUGAAUACCUUCAAGUCGUUCUCAGACCAUUUCCGAAUUAUGAGGAUAUGCCAAACGAAGAGUUGAUAAAACGCUACAACCACAGCAGUCACUGGGUUUUUUGA